AUGCUGUCCACCCUCAGAGUCGCCAGCCGUAAGGCUGCUACCCGUGACGCUAGUGUGCGCACCGUUAUUGUCGGCGCCAGACACGCCUCCGCCUGGUCCAACGUGCCUCAGGGUCCUCCCGAUGCUAUCCUGGGUAUCACCGAGGCCUACAAGGCCGACACCUUCAAGGAGAAGAUCAACCUUGGUGUCGGUGCUUACCGUGACGACCAGGGCAAGCCCUACGUCCUGCCUUCCGUCCGUGCUGCAGAGGACAAGGUUGUCGCCACCCGCCUCGACAAGGAAUACGCCGGUAUCACCGGUAUCCCUGCCUUCACCAAGGCUGCUGCUGAGCUGGCCUACGGUGCCGAUUCCGCCGUCCUCAAGGAGGACCGUCUCGUCAUCACCCAGACCAUCUCCGGUACCGGCGCUCUGAGAAUCGGUGGAGCUUUCCUGCAGCGCUUCUACCCUCACGCGAAGAAGGUCUACCUCCCCACCCCCAGCUGGGCCAACCACGCCGCUGUCUUCAAGGACGCCGGUCUGGAGGUUGACAAGUACCGCUACUACAACAAGGACACCAUUGGCCUUGACUUCGAUGGCCUGCUUGCCGACAUCAAGGCUGCCCCCGAGAACAGCAUCAUCCUUCUCCACGCCUGCGCUCACAACCCUACCGGUGUCGACCCCACCCAGGAGCAAUGGCGCCAGAUUAGCGACGUCAUGAAGCAGAAGGGUCACUUUGCCUUCUUCGACAUGGCCUACCAGGGCUUUGCCAGUGGUAACGCUGACCAGGAUGCCUUUGCUCCCCGUCACUUCGUGAAGGAGGGCCACAACAUUGCUCUUUGCCAGAGUUUCGCCAAGAACAUGGGUCUGUACGGCGAGCGUGUCGGUGCCUUCUCUCUCGUCUGCGAGUCCGCCGAGGAGAAGAAGCGUGUGGAUUCUCAGAUCAAGAUCCUCAUCCGUCCCUUCUACUCCAACCCUCCCAUCCACGGUGCCCGCAUCGCCUCGACCAUCAUGAACGACGCCAAGCUUAACGAGCAGUGGCUGGGUGAGGUCAAGGGCAUGGCCGACCGCAUCAUCGAGAUGCGCGCUCUCCUCCGCAAGAACCUGGAGGAGCUUGGCAGCAAGCACGACUGGUCUCACAUCACCAGCCAGAUUGGCAUGUUCGCCUACACUGGUCUCAAGCCCGAGCAGAUGGACGCUCUGGCCAAGGAGCACUCCGUCUACGCCACCAAGGACGGCCGUAUCUCCGUGGCCGGUAUCACCAGCGGCAACGUCAAGCGUCUUGCCGAGUCCAUCUACAAGAUCACCGGUUAA
Messenger RNA from Aspergillus niger, 1290 nucleotides. RefSeq lists its product as uncharacterized. Gene Ontology annotation, biological process: biosynthetic process; L-aspartate catabolic process. Bases 1 to 1290 code for a protein of 429 amino acids. The transcript is spliced from 6 exons. Gene Ontology annotation, molecular function: pyridoxal phosphate binding; L-aspartate:2-oxoglutarate transaminase activity. NCBI's taxonomy places the organism in Eukaryota, Fungi, Ascomycota, Eurotiomycetes, Eurotiales, Aspergillaceae. Gene Ontology annotation, cellular component: mitochondrion. The record is from RefSeq and is a predicted model, not a curated record.